This is a messenger RNA of Drosophila takahashii, 996 nucleotides long. RefSeq names its product obstructor-G (gene obst-G). Gene Ontology annotation, molecular function: chitin binding. The record is from RefSeq and is a predicted model, not a curated record. Lineage: Eukaryota; Metazoa; Arthropoda; Insecta; Diptera; Drosophilidae. Gene Ontology annotation, cellular component: extracellular region.
UCGAUAGCGCCACACAAAAUGAAGCUAUUCGGACUGCUUUGGGUAAUGUUGAUACUCCAAGAAAGUACUCUGGCUGUAUUGCAAAACGGAUUUGCCUUCAAGACGUCCAUAUGCGAGGGUAAAAAUGGCGGACUUUUGCCGAUGUUUGGAACUUGCAAGGGAUAUUAUGUGUGUGCAGAUGGAAAGGCUGUGAUCGGAACAUGUCAACCAAAUACCCUGUUUAAUCCAUUAACUUUGCAUUGCGAUGAUUCCAGCAAAGUGGAUUGUAUUUUCGAUGGCAAGGAUAAUGACAGUGAUGAUUCAUCGAAUUCCGAAAGCGAUGAGGACGAUGAGGAAGUGAUCGUUACGACUGAUCCUCCAGUUACUGCCAAGCCAGUGAAAAAACAACGACCUACAAGCCAGGAUAAUGGGCUUUCGGAUAUGACGGAUAGAAUGUGUGCUGGCAAGAAGGAUGGUGUAAUGCUAAUAAAGAAGGGAUCCUGCCGGGAAUACUUUGUCUGCAAGGCGAGAAAGCCGCAUCUUCGCACUUGUUCUGGUCAACAACAUUUUAGUCCAACGCGUCGAUUUUGCAUGAAGGCUUCAGAAGCCAAGUGUUCGGUUGAUUCACAGAAUACCAAACAAUUGGAUGGACCUGCCGUAACAGGAGGAGUAUGUUCAGAUGAAAAAGAAAACUCACUCGUGGCCCAUCGGAGCGAUUGCGGAAAGUUCAUGCUCUGCAGCAACAUGAUGUUUUUGGUAAUGGACUGCCCCACUGGUUUGCAUUUCAAUAGCGCCUCCUCCCGAUGUGAUUAUCCCAAGGUUGCCAAAUGUCAAACGAAGCAAAAGAAUAUCAAGAGCAAAUCAAAGUCGAGAAAACCUGCCCGAAAGGCCAAAUCUCGUUUGUUGUAACUCAACUUUGCUGGUCCAAUAAUAAAGUAUUCGAUAUCAAUUAACAUCAUCUACUGGCCCAGACUUUCCAACCAGACAAAUCUUUUAACAAGUUUUAAUAUUCCAAAU